This is a messenger RNA of Onychostruthus taczanowskii (white-rumped snowfinch), 369 nucleotides long. Its product is annotated as lysophospholipase D GDPD3-like. Gene Ontology annotation, cellular component: endoplasmic reticulum membrane. The record is from RefSeq and is a predicted model, not a curated record. Gene Ontology annotation, biological process: glycerophospholipid catabolic process. NCBI's taxonomy places the organism in Eukaryota, Metazoa, Chordata, Aves, Passeriformes, Passeridae. The transcript is spliced from 5 exons. The annotation marks the transcript as partial. Gene Ontology annotation, molecular function: phosphoric diester hydrolase activity; phosphatidylcholine lysophospholipase A1 activity.
AUGCAUUGUGGGGACCGAGGAGGAAGUGCCGGGGAGCGGAUCGAGAACACCAUGGAGGCUUUCGAGAACGCGGUGGCGCAGGGCUGUGAUUGGCUGGAGCUGGACGUGCGCCGCACCCGCGACGGCGUCGUCGUCGUCUGUCACGACCGGGAGCUAUGGCGGCAGAGCGGCCGCCAUCUUGACGUCUCCCAGACCGAUUACAAGGACCUCCCCCCCUACCAGAGCCCCCUGGAGGUGACGUUUUCUCCAGGCUCGUUCUCCUCCGGCUGCGAUCGCCGAAUUCCCCGAUUGGUCGACGUCUUCCGGCGCUUCCCGCGGCAGCCAAUGAGCAUCGAGGUCAAGGACGACGACGAUGACCUCAUCAAUGAG